AUGUUUGGCAGUGGUUCUCCCCCGAAAGACAGCGCCGUAAGUGACGGGCCAGACUCCAAAGCUACAGUACCAAGUACGAGCCCGAAAGAUACACAUGCGAAACGCUCCGAGGACAAUAACAGCACGGCAAAUCGUGGUCACAAUGGAAGCCCGCAAGGACGCGCAUCUGGGGACAGCUCAGAUAAGACGAAGCGUAGGAGUAGCGGGGUAGGAGGAAAAGCCAGUGCUAUGGUUGCGAGUGCGAAGAAUGCUUUGCAUUUUAGUCCAAACCCCAACGCUGCGCCUUCAAAGACCAGCGAUCCAAACAAUACGCAGACACCUUUACAAAAAUUAGGCAAGCAGGAUCCGGCGUUGAGCGUUCCUCAAGGUCAGCAGAACAAUUCCGCUGGCGAGUCUGUUCCUGGGCCUAGGUCGACGUUCUCGGUCGGAGUAUGGGAAGAUAGAAAUCGAAAAUGUCGUCGCACCAUGGAGGAUACGCAUGCGUUUCUAUACAAUUUCCUCCAUACUCCAGCUCCAGCUCUGGCUGCGGAAAUCACUCCUACUGCUAGCCAAAAGUCGAAAUCAACAGACGAAACCGCCGUGGAAUCUAGCUCAAGCUUAGUUUCUAAUAGCGAGAUGAUGGAAACUGAUAACGGCUACUUUGCCAUCUUUGACGGUCAUGCUGGUACAUUCGCCGCGGAUUGGUGUGGAAAGAAGCUUCACUUGAUUUUGGAGGAGAUUAUACGUAAAAAUCCCAAUACCCCCAUUCCUGAACUACUUGACCAAACUUUCACCACCGUCGAUUCUCAACUAGAAAAACUUCCACUGAAGAACAGUGGCUGUACCGCAGUCACCGCUGUACUCCGAUGGGAAGACCGGAUACCAAAUUCACAGUCUGCUACAGGCUCGACAGCCAUUGCACCAGCCACGGCUGCUGCUGUCAAGGCUGCGGAUGAGGCUUCCAAAACGGAAAAGAAGCAUGUUGAAAAAGCCGCUGAUGGUGUGGUUGAUUCGACUAAAUCUUCUUCAGAAGGCACCAAUUCUGAAGCACAGCAUGCUAAACUGAGGACUCAAGCAACACGCCAGCGUGUUCUUUACACUGCGAAUGUUGGAGACGCACGUAUCGUACUUUGCAGAAACGGGAAGGCUUUGCGAUUAUCAUAUGACCACAAGGGAAAUGACGAGAAUGAGGGAAAGCGAAUUUCAAAUGCGGGAGGGUUGAUUCUCAACAACCGAGUCAAUGGAGUUUUGGCCGUCACUCGAGCUUUGGGAGAUGCGUAUAUGAAAGACUUGGUCACAGGUCAUCCGUACACAACCGAGACUGUUAUCCAACCGGAUAUUGACGAGUUCAUAAUUCUCGCGUGCGAUGGGUUGUGGGAUGUCUGUUCCGAUCAAGAAGCAGUCGACUUGAUUCGUGAAAACCAAGAUCCUAGUGCAGCAUCAAAACACCUUGUCGAACACGCCUUGGCUCGAUUCAGUACCGACAACCUUUCCUGCAUGGUCGUCCGUUUCAACAAGACUGCUCUCAUGACGAGCACCCAAGACGCAUCUGCUGCGAUUGGUGUUGAAGGCGAUCCAGCCUGUGAGUCUGGCAAGAUCAGUGAAGCCGAGAAAAUCGUCUCAGAGGCCAAGCGCAAGGUUCAAGAAGAUGGGAUCCCAGCUGUAGGCGUAAGCGGGAGCAACAGUGGAAAAGGUCACGACCCAAAAACCAUGGAGGAGGAAGAACACAUCAAACGUAUCAGCAUGGAGAAGGUCGUCGAGGAAGAACCAUCUCUUGUCGAGGGCGAUACUCCAGAAAUGGAUAUCAGCGGUGGUAACGCUGCGGAUCCGACGAUCAGGGAUAAACUCAAGUUACCACAUGGCGCGCCUAAAUAG
Messenger RNA from Glarea lozoyensis ATCC 20868, 1854 nucleotides. RefSeq names its product PP2C-like protein. The record is from RefSeq and is a predicted model, not a curated record. Gene Ontology annotation, biological process: protein dephosphorylation. NCBI's taxonomy places the organism in Eukaryota, Fungi, Ascomycota, Leotiomycetes, Helotiales, Helotiaceae. The coding region runs from base 1 to 1854 and encodes 617 amino acids. Gene Ontology annotation, molecular function: cation binding; protein serine/threonine phosphatase activity. The transcript has 2 exons.